Messenger RNA from Octodon degus (degu), 375 nucleotides. RefSeq names its product small integral membrane protein 4 (gene Smim4). The transcript has 2 exons. Bases 121 to 363 code for a protein of 80 amino acids. NCBI's taxonomy places the organism in Eukaryota, Metazoa, Chordata, Mammalia, Rodentia, Octodontidae. The record is from RefSeq and is a predicted model, not a curated record.
CAAGCUUCGCUCGGUGCCGCCGGUGCCUGGGCGAGUCCUAGGCAGGCUGGUUUCGGCUGCGUCCUGGCACUCCAACUACCCUUGAAUCUGCUGUAUUUGUCUGCACAGUCUCAGUCGAACAUGUUCUCCAGGGCCCAAGUGAGGCGAGUUCUGCAGAGGGUGCCCGGGAAGCAGCGGUUUGGCGUUUACAGGUUCCUGCCCUUCUUUUUUGUCCUGGGAGGAACUAUGGAGUGGAUCAUGAUUAAAGUGCGCGUGGGCCAGGAGACUUUCUAUGAUGUCUACCGUAGAAAAGCCUCAGAAAGGCAGCAUCAGAUAAAGCUGGAAGAUGCACCAGAAGCUGAACUGCAGCAGUCAAUAAAGUGAAUGUGAAUUUUA